Messenger RNA from Fraxinus pennsylvanica, 615 nucleotides. The record is from the annotation of a GenBank genome assembly. NCBI's taxonomy places the organism in Eukaryota, Viridiplantae, Streptophyta, Magnoliopsida, Lamiales, Oleaceae.
AUGCCUCCAAUGAAUCAGUCAUUUCAGAUAAUAUUGGGUUCAUCUUCAAUGGCUCGUCGACAAAUUCUGACGGAGAUGGGUUAUGAAUUCACAAUCAUGUCUGCAGAUAUAGAUGAGAAAAGUAUCAGGAAGGAAAAACCAGAGGAUCUUGUAAUGGCUCUAGCGGAGGCAAAGGCUGAAGCAAUUAUGUCCAGGCUUGCAAUUACUGACCAUUUAAAGGAAUUGACAUGUUCCACACUGCUAAUUACUGCAGAUACGGUGGUGGUGUAUGAAGGGAUUAUCAGAGAAAAACCAUCAAGUAGGGAAGAAGCACGCCAAUUUAUCAAAGAUUAUUCCGGUGGCAGUGCUAGAGUUGUGGGAUCUGUACUCGUAACCAACCUGGUAACAGGUAGUAGAGAAGGAGGAUGGGAAAGUGCAGAGGUUUAUUUUCAUGCUAUUCCAGAUGACAUCAUUGAUAGUCUGCUUGAGGAGGGAAUAAUUCUCAAUGUUGCUGGGGGUUUGAUGCUAGAACAUCCACUGACUUUACCCUUGGUAGACACAGUGAUUGGAACUUGUGAUUGUGUAAUGGGACUUUCAAAAACUCUAACAGAGGAGCUUAUUCAAGAAGCCCUGUAG